AUGCACUUUGCUUCUGUAUUCAUUCGUGUUUUGAGCUUGCUGACUGUGGGAGCGCUUGCUGGAUUGGUGAACUUCCUUCCAGUACUGCCAUUUGAUAACAAACCCGUUCCGGGAGGAUCUCCUUUCUACCAAUGCGACGUGAGCGAGAAACAAUACUUGGAGAUCUCGACUGUCGAUUUAGCUCCUAAUCCGCCGGUUCGUGGUAAGAACUUGACCAUUUCUGCGGUCGGUAAGUUGCACGAGACCAUUCAGCAAGGAGCCUACGUGGACGUGGAGGUUCGUCUGGGUUAUAUCAAGUUGCUGACGCAGACUUACGAUCUCUGCGAGACUUUGGAGGAGAAUAAUGUCGAUGGCCUAACUUGCCCACUUACCGCUGGUCUGUACAAUGUGGUCAAGGAAGUCGAGAUUCCAGCUGAAGUGCCACCGGGCAAGUACGUUGUGCUAGCCAGGGCGUACAACGUUGAUGAUGAACUCAUCACCUGUCUGACCGGCGAAAUUGUGUUCCCAGCUGUCGACAGAGGGAUCCGCAGGAAGGUUCUUGACAAGCUACACUGGUGA
Molecule: messenger RNA, 558 nt
Organism: Torulaspora globosa
Lineage: Eukaryota; Fungi; Ascomycota; Saccharomycetes; Saccharomycetales; Saccharomycetaceae
Gene: NPC2
Product: sterol transporter
Exons: 1
Coding region: 1-558 (185 amino acids)
Biological process (GO): intracellular sterol transport
Molecular function (GO): sterol binding
Source: RefSeq, a predicted model, not a curated record